This is a messenger RNA of Topomyia yanbarensis, 1648 nucleotides long. RefSeq names its product DNA-directed RNA polymerase III subunit RPC3 (gene Polr3C). Gene Ontology annotation, molecular function: single-stranded DNA binding. The transcript has 2 exons. Gene Ontology annotation, biological process: DNA-templated transcription. Gene Ontology annotation, cellular component: RNA polymerase III complex. NCBI's taxonomy places the organism in Eukaryota, Metazoa, Arthropoda, Insecta, Diptera, Culicidae. The record is from RefSeq and is a predicted model, not a curated record. Bases 95 to 1618 code for a protein of 507 amino acids.
CAAACGUCAUGGCAUUAUGCUAUAGUAAAUAAUCUCAUGUGCGUUUUGAUAUCGCGUUUCGAUAUUUUACGAAAAGGUUAAAUUUUUAUAAAAAAUGUCCAUUCAGUUGGGAAAAUUGUGCUCAUGCAUAGUACAGCAGCAUUUUGGCGAAGUGGUGCGAAUGGUCGCAGAUGAUUUAUUUGCUGCCGUAUCUAAAACCUUAUCAAUGAUCGUGAAAAGUACAGAGCUAUCCAAAUCAGAGGUUUGCAAAGCUCUUGCGGUCUUGCUGAAGUUUGGGCUAGCUCGACAUCAGCCUAAUAAGGCUAGCACAGCUACCGAGUACAUUUUAGACUACGAGCGAAUCCUCAUGGUGCUACGUUAUCCACGCUACGUGCAUUUGAUACAAACCAAGUACGGACCUGAAUCGGCACUAUUAACGGAGGAGUUGCUUCGUAGUGGUUAUCAAACAGCAUCCUACAUCAUUUUGAAGGCGACUGCAAUUUCGGACGUGAAGGAUAAAAACACUAUUACCACGUUACGGCAGAAAUUUAGCGACCUCGUUGGGAUGAAUUAUUUCAUCAGGGCUCCUGAGCCAAAGGCUAUUGAGCAGAACAAGGAACUUCUGAUGUUGGAUUACGAAGAUUCCAAACUGUUCCAAAUGCCAGAGUUGGAUCUAAGACAGCUGCUCAAUUUACAGGAAGGGAAAACUACCAAAGCUCCCGACGAAGGUAUCCAUUGGUUGGUAAAUUUGGAGAAAUUUCAUUUGGAUUUCCGAGAUACGAUUAUGAUGAAUGCCGUGGAACGUUUAAUAGACGCUAAUGCGGCUGAAUGCUUGAAAUAUCUGUUACAGCUGAUGUAUACUAGAACCAAACCGUGGGAAAUGGUUUCCAAUCCUAUCCCGUUGGUUGAGUUGAAACAACUUUGUGAAAAGAAAUCAAGCAAUUUAGAAAUGAUAAAAUUCUUGGAUCAGUAUGUAGCUGUCAUCGAAUCGGUUAGUUUUCUAAGCAAGUAUGGAGACAUGGGUGGCGGACAGUACACACUGAACAUGAAGAAGAUAUUUGAACAGCUCAUUUGGAGUUGCAUCGAGAACAUUAUCACGGAAAAGUAUGGCUCUAAAGCGGCACGAAUUUUCAGAGUGACACGAUUGAAAAAGUACAUCGAACAGGAAGACAUACAAAAGGAAGCGAUGGUGCCGGCGAAAGAAGCGAAGCAGUUGACCUAUAAAUUGCUGGAAGAAAAUUUCCUCCAGAUUCAAACCUUCCGCAAACCAGGCGGAGGAAACGCUGGUGCGCCCAAAUCGUUUUUCCUAUUCUACGUGAACCAGACGCAAAUUGUUUCAAUGCUUUUGGAAAUUUGCUACAAAUCGUUGUACAAUUCCAUAACGCGAUCGACUCACGAUAAGACCGUGAACAAACGGCUGAUAGAGAAAAGCCAGCGGCUCGAUAGCAUUGUGGAAGCGAUGAAGGAACGGGGCGAAUCGGAGGAAUACAUUGCCGAAAUCCAGGAAACGUUAACUCCGCCAGAGAAAGAGAUUUUGCAGAAGGUUAAGAUUCGGGUGAAAAGUUUGUACAGUGCGGAGAUCGGUAUUGAUGAAACUAUUUUUAUUCUUAAAUUGUACCAGCAGUAUCAGAAAAAAUAAUGCAUUAAUUCGUUUUUUGGCGAAGAUGGC